This is a messenger RNA of Limanda limanda (common dab), 1479 nucleotides long. It is a transcript of the gene sst3b, whose product is annotated as somatostatin receptor type 5. Gene Ontology annotation, cellular component: neuron projection; membrane. Gene Ontology annotation, biological process: neuropeptide signaling pathway. Lineage: Eukaryota; Metazoa; Chordata; Actinopteri; Pleuronectiformes; Pleuronectidae. The coding region runs from base 1 to 1479 and encodes 492 amino acids. The record is from RefSeq and is a predicted model, not a curated record. Gene Ontology annotation, molecular function: somatostatin receptor activity; neuropeptide binding. The transcript is spliced from 2 exons.
AUGGAGGUCAUCCAAGCUUCCUUGCUGCCUCAGGAAGCUCCGACAGCGACCUGGACCAACAGCUCUAUCCCCGCCGACUCCCAUUUCCUGUUCCUCUCCACUGCCUCUGAACCACGUCUGAGCUUCUCACCAACCGACGGCACUUUGCUCUUUAACUCCAGUCACAACGGCACCGAACCGGAAUCCCUGCCCGGUUUGGCCGGGAUUUUCAUUCCUCUUAUCUAUGGGAUAGUGUGUAUCGUUGGCCUGGUGGGAAACACUCUGGUCAUCCAUGUUAUAGUCAACUACACCAAGAAUGAAUCUGUCACCAACAUUUACAUUCUCAAUUUAGCCAUUGCGGACGAGCUGUUCAUGCUGGGUCUGCCCUUCCUGGCCGUGCAGAACGCCCUGCUGUCCUGGCCCUUCGGCUCGCUCAUGUGCCGGGUGGUCAUGACGGUGGACGCCAUCAACCAGUUCACCAGCAUCUUCUGCCUGACGGUGAUGUCCGUGGACCGCUACCUGGCCGUGGUGCACCCCAUCCGCUCCUCCUGGUGGCGGCGCCCUCACGUGGCCAAGGCUAUCAGUGCCACGGUGUGGGCGGGGUCCUUUGUGGUGGUGCUGCCGGUGGUGGUGUUUGCUGAUGUGCUGAAGGACGAUGGGAACUGCAGCAUCGUGUGGCCGGAGCCAGCAGAGGUGUGGAAGACAUCUUUCAUCGUGUACACGUGCACUGUUGGGUUUUCCUGCCCCCUGCUGGUCAUCUGCUUGUGCUACCUGCUGAUUGUCAUCAAGGUGCGGAGUGUCGGCAAGCGGGUGCAGGCCUCAUCCUCUCGAAGCAGGAAGUCGGAGCGUAAGAUCACCCGGAUGGUCGUUAUCGUGGUGGCGGUGUUCGUCCUCUGCUGGCUCCCGUUCUACGCUCUGAACAUUGUCAACCUCCUGGUGGUCCUGCCAGGGGACUUCAGGGGGCUCUACUUCUUCGUUGUCGUGCUCUCGUACGCAAACAGCUGUGCCAACCCCAUCCUGUACGGGUUUCUGUCCGACAACUUCAAGAGAGGCUUCAGGAAGGCCCUGUGCCGCACCUCACGCAGGGUGAAGAGCGACCGGGCCUGCACGGAGGCACGGCGGCCCACGGAGGAGUGGGGGGGCAUCGUGCUGCAAACGCACAAACGUGAAGGAGGGGCCGGCAACGAUCGAAUGAGGGAGCGUGGUGACGAAGAGCAGGCAGAAAUCAACGGGACAGAAGGGGCCAUACAGAUGACUGAAAUAUGCAAAAUGUCAGAGGAUGGUGUAGCAGAGGACUCGAGGUCACAGGUCGUGCUGAGGGGUCAGCCUGAGCCGGAUCACUCUGGUCUGAGCGCGAAACACGGAGACCUGACGGGAAAGAGUCCCGGCUCCGAUCCUCCUGAGACCGCUUCGUCUGCGGCCGGUCAAAUCAAAAACAGCCGCUCACAACCUGAAGAAUUCCUGGACAAUAAAUCUGUGCUGGAAAUCAGUUAUCUGUGA